Messenger RNA from Aureobasidium namibiae CBS 147.97, 1047 nucleotides. Its product is annotated as syntaxin. The transcript has 3 exons. Gene Ontology annotation, biological process: retrograde vesicle-mediated transport, Golgi to endoplasmic reticulum. Gene Ontology annotation, cellular component: SNARE complex; endoplasmic reticulum. NCBI's taxonomy places the organism in Eukaryota, Fungi, Ascomycota, Dothideomycetes, Dothideales, Saccotheciaceae. The record is from RefSeq and is a predicted model, not a curated record. Bases 1 to 1047 code for a protein of 348 amino acids.
AUGGCCGACAUCACGGCAGUGUUCAACACGGCGCUGAAAUCUCACAAUGCGCCUCCGGCCACAUUACAUCGCUACUCGAUCGACCGACUUGACGAGUUUCUGAAAGAAGCCUACAGCAUUAAUGCUCGUAUAGCAGAUCUUACUGCAUACCUUCGGGCUGUCAGACCUUCAUAUCUAUCCACCGCUCCUGCACCUCGACGACCACAACGACAGAACUCUUCCGACCACAAAUCUACUCAGGAUGCAACACAACGACAUCUGUCCGAUACAGAAAGAGCUUCCAUCGAUGCCGAAGCAAAGACAGUACUGCGACAGCUGCAUGCCGCUGUAGAACGUAUCAGCCAGACCGAACAGAUCAGGCAGGACACGGCGUCUCACAUUGCGCUCCGCAAACGCAACCAGGGUGGCUUAGGCGCGAUUGGAAGAUGGGCAGCUGGUGGAGCUGUCACUGCGAAGAGCGCUGAAGAAGAGGUCGAAGAGGCCAAGCAGAAGAUGCUCAACGCACAUCGAGAGAGUAUUGUGUGGUUUCUUCAGGCCAAGCUCAGAGAAGCCGGUACUCUUCAAAGCACAAUGAUGGAGAUCAGAAUACAGCGUGAGGUCGAAAAGAGCAAGAGUGUGCUAUACAAAGCGAAGAACAGCAGCAUGGCCUACUCCCAGAGCCUCGAUACUGUGUCAGACUCGGAAAAUACAGUCGCGCAGGGACAGGAGAGGGAAGUGCCACAGUUGAGUCAAGAACAGAUGGAGCUCUUUGCGCAGGAGAACCAAGACAUGAUGAAGCAUUACCAGGACACGCUGGACCAGGUCCGCACGGCGGAGCGGUCUCUGAUCGAAAUCUCCGAGCUUCAGUCAACGCUCGUCACCAACCUGACGGAGCAAAACGAGCAUAUCGAGCAACUGGUACAAGAUUCCUUCUUCACGACAGAAAAUGUCGGAAGGGGAAACAAAGAACUCAAGCGUGCGAGUGAGCGUACCAGCGGUGCAAGAGUUCUAUUCCACAGCACGUGUGCAUUCUGUGCCUUCCUCGUCGUGUGGGAUCUGAUAUUCUAG